UUUCUAUUAUUAAUAAGAGAAAAAAAAAUGUCGACAACUCUCAAACCAUACCUGAAUGCUGUAAAGUCUACUUUAACAGCUGCUACGUGUCUCCAGAAUUUCAAUUCUCAAGUCGUGGAAAGGCAUAAUAAACCAGAAGUCGAAGUUCGUAGCAGUAAAGAAUUGUUGAUGACGCCGUUGGUCAUUGCGAGGAACGAAAAAGAAAAAGUCAUGAUAGAAGCUUCAAUCAAUUCAAUCCGCGUCAGCAUCGCCAUAAAACAAGCUGACGAAUUGGAACAAAUUCUUUGUAGCAAAUUCACAAGGUUUAUGAUGAUGAGAGCUGAAAGUUUCGAUGUUCUACGUAGAAAACCAGUCGCUGGGUACGACAUUAGUUUCUUGAUUACUAAUUUUCACACAGAGAAAAUGUACAAGCAUAAAUUGGUUGAUUUCGUCAUUCACUUUAUGGAAGAAAUUGACAAAGAAAUAAGCGAAAUGAAAUUAGCUGUCAACGCACGUGCCAGAAUCUGUGCUGAAGAAUUUUUAAAGAAGUUUUGAAUAUAAGAUGCUGUAGAACUAGAAUUUCAAGUACUCUUUGCAUCUACAAUGAAUGAACUGGAAAAUGCCUUGAAACGAAGGUUUUUUCUCUAUGAAAGAUGUUUUAAAUUUAUCAUUAUAUUUAUCCAGUAUAAUAAUUAUGAUAUAGUCCAUAAUAUCCAAAGUGUUUAGUCAAUAUCAAUUUUACGAGAAUGAUAUUUUUUCUCCGAUUUCAAUGAUUUGAAUCACUGAUUAAAUUUGAUGAAGCCAAAUAAAGGUAAAACUUGAUAACAAAAAAUUUCAGUUUUCUCUUUACAUAAUAUUCAUAUGCUUGGUAUAUUAAUGCUUGAUUCUCCCAUGUCUAACUAUAUAUAUCAACGAUCUUAAGAGUGGAUAGGUUAUUUUUAUUACUAUAUGCAGAAUAUCUAAUUGAUGCUUAUUGUUAUAAUUGAAAUAACCAGCUGCUUAUUUUAUUAUCUUGUCUGGUUGGCUCCCAUGUUCUAUAUCCCCGCAUAUGAGCCGACCCCACAAAAACCGCUUUGAAAUAGUGAAUUUAUAAAAAUUCUCAUAUAAGCUGACCCUACAAAUCGUAACACACCGUAUGCACGUAUAACAGUCAAUGAUGUUCAAUUCGAAUUUAAUAUUCAAAUAUCGGUAUUCGCUACCUUCUAGUAUCGUUUUGUGUUUAUAUUAAUAUUGAAUAUCGCACACACAUUCUAGCGCCCCUGUCCACGUUUUAAUUAAAAACAUUUUUCGAUUAUUAUAUUUUAUGUUUUAUCGUAAUCGAAGACAGCCCAUUGUGACGCGACUAAAUUACUGCCGACAUGAAAGGAUUUAUAUCAGCGCCGACUUGCAGUACUUAUAACACGUCGUGGAUGUUUGAUUGAAAGUAUUUUACAAUUAUUAUUGAAUAUUUAACAUAUCUGGGCGACCACAGCAAAUUGUGUGAUAAAUAAUUGUUUCCAUUGACAGUGACCGAGAAUAACGGGAAGUUUUUUCAUUUCCAGCCUAUUAAAUAGCUUCUAAAUGUUAUUUAGUAUCUAUUGUUCAGUUUAAGUUUGCGGUAUUUAUUUAUGAAAUGUCAUUUAGUUCAAGUGCGAUCAGAGUUAUGCGCUUAUAAGCCGACACCUUAGUUUGACAACUUUUUUUUUAGUUUUGAACUCGGCUUAUAUGCGAGGAUAUAUGGUAAUUUGUUCUCAUCUGACCAGGCCACCUCAUUGAAUUUUUCACAACGGUAGCCCUGACCUCUAAUGCCAGCAUUCAUCCAUAUAUACUGCACAGAGUUUUGGCGAAAUGAAUUGAUUGUGGAAACAAAAACUUUAAAUAUAUUUUCCAAUUGAGAUUCUGACUGACUUAAUUUUUAGAUUUCAGCUCUAUUAUGUUCCCCCUUUGUUUGUUUCAAGGCACUGCCUUAGGAUCCUGUUGUUAAAUAUUAGGACCAAAUAUAGUUAUGUUAACUUUUGUGGCCAGUAUUUUCAGGGUAGGAAUCGUUACCAUAGUAACAUAUUAUGCUAUCAUUUUUGGAUGUUACAUAACUGAUAUCAAACUUAAUGUACUAGAAGGUAUAUUUUUGGAAUUUUCAAUAUAGAUAGGUAAUCAUUCGAAUAAUUUCUAUUUGUUGUAAAAAUUGACAUAAAAUUGGAUUUUACAGAAAAAUUACAAAAUUUUAGGAAAUCGUCUUUUUUUUUAUGUCAUUGAUGGAUCUUUGAAAAACAUCUUUCUCAGAUGCCAUUAACUUUAAGCGAGCUGAUGUAAUCAAUUUUAGUAAAUGUUUCGAAUUUAUCGCAAUUUUUUCGGGUACUAAAACCCCUGUUUUCCAUGUUGAUUAGGGAAACAUCACCCAUGUAACAUCUAUGACUGCAUUACAAUAGUUACAUUCAAAAUCUUGUUUUGCUGUUAUAUUAAAUUCAAUUAGUUGGAAAAAAGUUAUUAUUGGAUAUCAAAUUCAUGUUCUACUAUUAAAUGGUAAUAAUGAUAUUAUUCCAUGAUAUACUGUAUUCAUUAAUUAUGUGAUAAACAAUCGUUCUUGCUCUUAUUUCUUUUUUCAUUGAAACUAGCUGAUUAAUUCAUUGAUGAUUGAACAAUGUCGUUUUUCAUUGUAAAUUUUUUGUGGCAACUUUAAAAUUGUGCAUUUUCAAAAUUUAUCUGUAAUGCAAAUUAUCAACAAAGCAAAUUGUUUAAUGAUGGAUUGUGUAACCAGCCUGGGUCUAUUUUACUUAUGACACACCAUUAGCGAUUAUAUUUACAUGGCUUGGCCGAAUAUAAUCCUCAAGUGACAACAAUCUGUUUCUCGAGCAUAUUAGUAACUUGACAAAUACAAGAAGGGCUGCUUUUUUUUUGCUAUAUGAUUAUGAUCUUUCAUCUAACAAUGCUUUUGGGAGGUGAAAAUUAUUAUUUGUUGAAUAAUAUAUUUAAAAUUGUGUAUUGGUUUGGUUGUAAUUUCCAUUUGUAAACGUAUAGUAGUAGCAUUUCUAAGUGAUAUUGGGUAAUUUCAAUUUGAUAUUUGUUGGACAAUAUUUCUAAUUAACCAAUGUGCAUUUAUGUUUUUUUAUAUUAAUCAGA
Messenger RNA from Styela clava, 3075 nucleotides. RefSeq names its product actin-related protein 2/3 complex subunit 4. Lineage: Eukaryota; Metazoa; Chordata; Ascidiacea; Stolidobranchia; Styelidae. Gene Ontology annotation, cellular component: actin cytoskeleton; Arp2/3 protein complex. Gene Ontology annotation, molecular function: actin filament binding. Gene Ontology annotation, biological process: Arp2/3 complex-mediated actin nucleation; actin filament polymerization. The record is from RefSeq and is a predicted model, not a curated record.